AUGCGGCUGAGCGUCUGCCUGGCGCUGAGCUGCAACCUGCUGCUCGCCUGCGGCUACGGCUCCUUCAGCAAGAGCGUGGAGGCCCUGGGCAAGAAGCAGUACCAGGUGCAGCACGGCUCGUGCAGCUACACCUUCCUGCUGCCCGAGACCGACAGCUGCCGCUCGGGCCCCUUCGUGCCCAACGCCGUGCAGAGGGACGCGCCGCUCGACUACGACGACUCCGUGCAGAGGCUGCAGCUGCUGGAGAACAUCAUGGAGAACAACACGCAGUGGCUCAUGAAGCUUGAGAAUUACAUCCAAGACAGUAUGAAGAAAGAAAUGGUAGAGAUCCAGCAAACUGCAGUGCAGAACCAGACUGCAGUAAUGAUUGAAAUAGGCACAAACUUAUUAAAUCAAACAGCUGAGCAGACCCGCAAAUUAACAGAUGUUGAAGCGCAAGUACUAAACCAGACGACGAGACUUGAACUUCAGCUUUUGGAGCAUUCUCUUUCAACAAACAAAUUAGAAAGGCAGAUUUCAGACCAGACAAACGAGAUAACUAAACUACAAGAGAAAAACAGCUUUCUAGAAAAAAGAGUUCUUGAGAUGGAAGACAAGCACACACUUCAGCUAAGGUCAAUAAAAGAUGAAAAAGAUCAGCUUCAAGUAUUAGUAUCCAGACAAAAUUCUAUUAUAGAAGAACUAGAAAAACAGUUGGUUACAGCUACAGUGAACAACUCAGCUCUGCAAAAACAGCAACAUGAUUUGAUGGAGACUGUUCAUAACUUGCUUACUAUGAUAUCUACACCAAACUCUGCUAAAAACAACUUCAUAGCUAAAGAGGAACAAAUUAGUUUCAAAGACUGUGCUGAAGCAUUUAAAUCCGGCCUAACAACAAGUGGAAUUUACAGCUUAACCAUCCCUAACAGUGCAGAAGAAAAGAAGGCCUACUGUGACAUGGAAACUGGYGGGGGCGGCUGGACGGUCAUUCAGAAACGAGAGGAUGGCAGCGUGGACUUCCACCGCACGUGGAAAGAGUACAAGAUGGGAUUUGGUGAUCCUGCUGGCGAGUACUGGCUGGGAAAUGAGUUUGUUUCUCAACUGACUAAUCAGAAACGUUAUGUUCUUAAAAUACACCUGAAGGACUGGGAAGGCAAUGAGGCUUAUUCACUGUACGACCACUUCUAUCUGUCUGGUGAAGAACUAAAGUACAGGAUCCACCUUAARGGACUGACUGGGACAGCAGGCAAAAUCAGUAGUAUAAGCCAACCAGGAAAUGAUUUUAGCACAAAGGAUGCAGACAACGACAAAUGUAUUUGCAAAUGUUCACAAAUGCUAACAGGAGGAUGGUGGUUUGAUGCAUGUGGCCCUUCUAACCUCAAUGGAAUGUAUUAUCCAUUACGACAGAACAACAACAAGUUUAACGGUAUCAAGUGGUACUACUGGAAGGGGUCAGGAUACUCGCUCAAAGCCACAACUAUGAUGAUUCGACCAGCAGAUUUCUAAAUGCUUUUGCAUUCUUAACGUGAAUUAUGUAUUGUAUAGUCUUCAAGGACUUCAUUUGCCGAGCACAUCAGCACACAUCUGCAACUUGUUUCCUUUUCAAGCCCAGAAACCGUGCGCCGGUUCUGAAGGGAUCAGUUCAUUCCCAUUCCUGAACUGCAGAGCUUGCCCUAUUCCUGUCUGAAGCAUGAGCCUCAUGGAACAAAGAAUUGGCCAAAAGACUGAAUAGAAGGAACAUCCAAGAAACUGUCAGACAACUUAAAGGACUGUUGUGUUGAUCAUUUAUGUAUGUGUUAGUAAAUAACUGGAACUGUGAAAAAAUAUCUAAAAUAGUUUUAGCAAUAUGCCUUUUGCUUCCUCACUGAACUUUAAACAUUACUCUAAUAUAAAACACUUAACUAGAUCUAGAUUUAUUUAUCUCUCCAUUGUCAUGUUUGCUGUUUAUGUACAUAAAAAAUAUACUGUGCUGUAAUUAGAAUGUAUUCUUUAACUAUGAUGUAGUCCCCUAAACUUCUUAUACUUAUUCAGGGAUUUUUUUUACAACAGCCUGUAUUACUUAAGAAGGGAGAAAUAGCAUUUAAAUACUUUGCAUUCAUUCUUGUGAAAUACUAUGCAAAAAAAGAAAAAAAUACCAUUUAUUUCAUUUUGAAAGUCUGAACUUAUCACAGUCACUGUCUCUAAGCUAUAAAAAUCCCUACAAAUUAUAGUAUAUAUUUCCUUAUAUUUUUUACAAAAGAUUGCACUUUUAUUUUCUUGUCAUUUAACUGUAAAAUAACUGAUAAGUAUUAUAUAAAUUGAGACAAUGGCAUUAACACCAGAUGUCCAGUUGUCUAUGACAAUCAAUUAUCACCUGGUGCUCUAGUUGAUUUAUACCUUUUGUAAAAGGAAGUUAUCUAAAAAAAUCUAUGCAUGUUCUUUGAUG
Nothoprocta perdicaria is the source of this 2404-nucleotide messenger RNA. RefSeq names its product angiopoietin 2 (gene ANGPT2). Gene Ontology annotation, biological process: Tie signaling pathway; angiogenesis. The record is from RefSeq and is a predicted model, not a curated record. The transcript has 9 exons. Bases 1 to 1485 code for a protein of 494 amino acids. NCBI's taxonomy places the organism in Eukaryota, Metazoa, Chordata, Aves, Tinamiformes, Tinamidae. Gene Ontology annotation, molecular function: receptor tyrosine kinase binding.